Molecule: messenger RNA, 1336 nt
Organism: Blastomyces dermatitidis ER-3
Lineage: Eukaryota; Fungi; Ascomycota; Eurotiomycetes; Onygenales; Ajellomycetaceae
Exons: 4
Coding region: 199-1107 (302 amino acids)
Source: RefSeq, a predicted model, not a curated record
AUAAUAAUAAUAAUAAUAAUAAAUAGAGGUUCACUUCCUUGAGAUUUCACCUUCUCCCGUGCGAGGUGGAAAGCAGGACAUACUGUUCAAUUGAAGCAAACUCCAUAACUACCUAACUCGGCCUAGUAAUUGAUAAUGCAUCUUGGUUAGCUCCUCGGAAUGUGCUUACAGACAAAGUCUGGGGAUACCUGAAAUACAAUGCCGCCGCUCAGUCUCGAAGACCUGAAAACAGUUGUUUCUGCGCUGGCGCAGAAGCUUGAUUCAUUAAAUAUCGACUAUGCCAUCAUGGGGUUGCUGCCACCUCUCCUCACAUGCUUCCCGAACCAACUCGGGCACACCAUUCCUGCAUACAAACUGCACCGACCAGAAGGUACGUCGUCCAGUUGGAGAAGCUCGAAGUAUUUGACUCCCAAAUCUGGCCUUAACGUCCCAGUACAGCAUUCGGGUCGCUACAUGGAAGACGUCCAGUAUCAGCGGUCGAGGGAAGCAACCGAUAUUCGUGAUCUCAUGAAUAUGAUCCCCUUGGCUGUGCCGGGGAGACCAGAGCUCGACUUGAAUCAGAGCCAAGAGUUGCGAAAUGAAAAGAGGCCAGCUUUGGCUCAGGCUCUAAAGGCUUUGAAAGAUCAAAUGCAGCACUAUUUUCCAAAACUAGAACGCUUUUCUGCCAUUCUCUUAAACCCAGUUAUUGACCGAGCGAUAGAGUUUCACGAAGGUAGAAGUUUCCAAAACCCUCCUUCAGCCAGUUGUCAAGUUCAUAUGGAGCUUGCCAUCUGUGGUGGUCUUCUGGGACGCUACGGUGUGCUACGGAUGUUACUGCAACCUGUUACCUGGGAACGCCAAUGGGCUCUUUGCCGGAGCCGAGGCGCUUUGAAAUGCGCCGUUCAAUGGGGCCAAAAUUGGCCUCAUGGAUCCAAAGUUGGUACUGUACCAUUCCACUACCUACUUAUCCGAACAAUGAUCGAGAUCAUCAUUCUCGAACCUCUACAUAUCCUCAUCAGGGAUACGCAGCACCUCAGUGUCUCGCCCCACACAGAAAAACCAGCAUCCCUCUCUUCAUCAAUCGCGGCCCUAACAAAGCUUUCAGCCAGUGUCUGCACCAACAGGUAGUGUAAAUUGUUGUAGACAUCAAAUUGCUCUGUUAUCACUGUAUAUCAGUAUAUCAUGUGUUGUUUGAAGGGCAGGAAAUGUCUUUCUUCUAGAGCAUGGUGUGCAAAUGAAUUUGGAAAUAGAUACACCUGCAAGCCUUUUUCCACUGGAUCACCAUUGUGGAUCAUCAAAUACUGCACAAGACUGAUCCAAGCAUUUGUAGUUGGUGUUUAUUCCCUUCAACAUCUGU